Molecule: messenger RNA, 1742 nt
Organism: Parathielavia appendiculata
Lineage: Eukaryota; Fungi; Ascomycota; Sordariomycetes; Sordariales; Chaetomiaceae
Product: kynureninase 2
Exons: 3
Biological process (GO): NAD+ biosynthetic process
Cellular component (GO): cytoplasm
Molecular function (GO): pyridoxal phosphate binding; kynureninase activity
Source: RefSeq, a predicted model, not a curated record
UUUCCUCCGGACGCGAAAGUCCAUCGACUUCGCGAGGCAGCUGGAUGCCCAAGACAAACUCGAGCCAUUCGGAGCGAUUUCAACAUUCCCACCAAGGCCUCUUUGAAGAAGAGGGCUCUCAACGGCAGCAUUCCAGAGUAUGGCGUUUCUCAAAGCAACGGCGACAUGGACGAUGACGCCCCGUCCAUAUACUUUGUCGGCAACUCGCUGGGCGCCCAGCCAAAAUGCACCCGGACAAAGCUCGAGACAUGGGUCUCUGUCGGCGUCAACGGCCACUUCACUCCUCUGGAGAGCUCGCCUCUAACAGCCUGGCAAGACAUGGCCGCCGACUGUGCGCAACAAUCGCUUGACCUCCUUGGCGCCGCGUCGCCCGGAGAGGUCAUCUAUAUGAACACGCUGACUGUGAACCUGCACCUGAUGAUGGCAAGCUUGUACCGCCCUACCGAGAAGCAGCACAAGAUUAUUGCCCAGUGGAAGCCCUUUCCCAGCGAUUCCUACGCAAUAGCCUCCCAUCUCCAAUGGCACGGCCUCUCGCCUUCCACCUCCCUCAUCGAAAUCCACCCCGACAACUCACAAGCAAUGUCCAUCUCCACCGAACACAUCCUCCGCGUCAUCGACGAGCACGCUGACAAAACCGCCCUCCUCGUCCUGCCGGGAAUCCAGUACUACACCGGCCAGCUGUUCGACAUCCCGCGUAUCACCGCCCUCGCCCACGCCGCAGGCAUCCCACAGGUCGGGUGGGACCUUGCCCACGCCGUCGGCAACGUGGAGCUCUCCCUGCACGACUGGAGCGUCGAUUUCGCUGUUUGGUGCACGUAUAAGUACCUCAAUUCUGGGCCGGGGGCGAUCGCGGGGAUGUUGGUGUAUGAGCGGCACCACCACAUUGCACCUGCGUCAUCAGAUAGUGAUUCAUUGGGAUACAGACAUCGUCUAGCGGGUUGGUACGGCGCGGACAAGAGCGUGCGGUUCAACAUGGAGAAGGAGUUCCGUCCCGCCGAGGGCGCGCACGGCUGGCAGGUGUCGAACCCCAGCGCCGUGGAGUUGGCGUGUGUGCGGGCUGCGCUGGGGGUUUUUCGGCGGACGAGUAUGAGGGAGCUGAGGGAUACGGCGGUUGUGUUGACGGGGUAUUUUGAGUGGUUUUUGAAUGGCUUGGUCGAGGACAAGGUUGGGAUGGGGGAGGACGUGCAGCCGGCGUUUCGGAUCAUCACGCCUGGGGACCCGUUGGAGAGGGGGUUGCAGUUGAGUUUGUUGCUGAGGAGUGGGCUGUUGGGGAAGGUGAGUGAGAGGCUCGCGGAGGGAGGGGUGGUGGUUGACGUGAGGAAGCCGGAUGUGAUCCGUGUGGCGUCGGUGCCCAUGUAUUGCAGAUUUCAGGAUGUCUGGGGGUCCGUGGAGGUGUUCAAGAAGCUCUCAAAGAAGCCUGAUAGACCGCACCAUCGAGAAGCAAAGAUUUCCCAAGCUGCAUCUAGGUAUGCAAAUACCUUCCAUUGCAAACCUCUAACUCUCAGGAACUCCAGUUGAACGAUGGAAACAAUCAGAACCUUCUCCUGCCGUCAUGAGCCCUACUCCUUCCUAGCUCGCCCAUCCAUGACCGCAUCCCUCUUCACUGACCACAUCCUUCCCGCCGUCGACGACCGCCUUGUUCUCAUUGUCCAGCGUAGCGACCCAGACCUCGACUAGCAUGAAUGGCUCGUCGGAGAUAUAUGGUUCCACAACUGAUGCCUUGAGCAAGAAGCCGCUGCCGA